CAUUUGUACGUUUGUUAUCGGUGCGAAAUGCACAUAGGUAAUGAGUCUGAAUAAUGAAUAAUUCAUUUUCGUUAAAUUUUGCUGGAGUCAUGUCUUUCGAUAAAGUAUUCGUUGGAACAUUUUUGGCUGCCCUGAUGAUUGGCGAUGGAGCUGUCGAUGGCAAAGAUAUAUUGAAGACCAGUUCUGGAAUACCUGUUGAUAGUUUUACUGCUUCUUUAACCGCUGGUCCCCAUGGACCUGUUCUGCUUCAAGAUACAAUCUUAAUCGAUCAGUUAGCUCAUUUCAAUCGAGAGCGUAUUCCUGAACGAGUUGUGCAUGCUAAAGGAGGCGGCGCAUUUGGAUAUUUUGAAUGUACUCGCGAUGUCACAAAAUACACCAAGCUGACCCCUUUCUCUAAAAUUGGUAAACGAACUAAAGUAGCAGUACGGUUUUCCACUGUUGUAGGGGAAAGUGGUUCAGCUGAUACUGUUCGUGAUCCUCGAGGAUUCGCCGUCAAAUUCUACACAGAGGAUGGAAUAUGGGAUAUAGUGGGAUUAAACUCUCCAGUAUUUUUCAUCAGAGAUCCUAUGCUAUUUCCUAGUUUUAUUCAUUCCCAAAAAAGAAAUCCAGCUACACAUUUACGGGACUAUAACGCGUACUGGGAUUUCGUGUCUUUGAGACCAGAAACAACGUACCAAAUAAUGACAGUUUUUUCGGAUAUGGGUAUACCAGAUGGUUUUAGAUACAUGCACGGAUUUGGAAUCCAUACUUUCAAAUUGGUCAACAAACAUGGCGAAGUUUACUGGUGCAAAUUCUAUUUUAAAACAAAUCAAAAAAUAAAAAAUUUACCAGUCGAUGAAGCAGCCCAAAUAGCAGCCAUGGACCCCGAUUACAGUAUUCGUGAUUUAUACAAUGCCAUAGACCAGAAAGAUUACCCUUCUUGGACAUUGUACAUACAAAUUAUGACUCAUGAGCAAGCCGUAACGUAUAAAUAUAAUCCAUUUGACCCAACUAAGAUGUGGCCAACUGAGGACUUCCCAUUGAUAGAGGUUGGGGAACUCGUUUUGAACAGGAAUCCGAUCAAUUAUUUUGCUGAAAUUGAACAGUUGGCAUUUGCCGUUAGUAAUAUGAUACCUGGUGUAGAGCCCAGUCCGGAUAAAUUAUUACAAGGUCGACUUUUCGCAUACUCGGAUACUCAACUAUAUAGAUUAGGAGCUAAUCACUUACAAUUGCCAGUCAAUUGUCCUUGCAACGUUAAGGUAACUAAUUAUCAGAGAGACGGAGCAUCAGAUUACGCCAAUUACACUAUAAAAGGUGCACCUAAUUAUUACCCCAAUAGUUUUGGAGGACCACAGACACUUCCUCGGGUACAAAUUUCACCCUAUGAGGUCUCAGGGGAAGUCUUCAGAUACGAGACCGGCGAUGAUGAUAACUAUAGCCAGCCUGCAGUGUACUUAUGGGACAGUUUUGACGACGAAGAACGUUCUAGAUUGGUACAAAAUAUUGCUGAUCAUUUGAAAAAUGCUUAUCAUUUUAUUCAGGAAAGAGCGGUGGAUAAUUUUUCAAAAGUAAAUACCGAUUUUGGGGAUAGAUUAAAGGCAGCUUUGGCAACGAAGGGAUACACAUAGGCUAAUUCAUCUGUAAAGGUUGUGACCAGUGUGACGUGGUACUUUUAUUACAUAUUGGAUUGGUUUCAGUUCCAUUAAAACUUUCAAAUACUUA
This is a messenger RNA of Planococcus citri (citrus mealybug), 1701 nucleotides long. RefSeq names its product catalase-like. Gene Ontology annotation, cellular component: mitochondrion; cytoplasm; peroxisome. The coding region runs from base 54 to 1607 and encodes 517 amino acids. NCBI's taxonomy places the organism in Eukaryota, Metazoa, Arthropoda, Insecta, Hemiptera, Pseudococcidae. Gene Ontology annotation, molecular function: catalase activity; heme binding. The record is from RefSeq and is a predicted model, not a curated record. Gene Ontology annotation, biological process: hydrogen peroxide catabolic process; response to hydrogen peroxide. The transcript is spliced from 10 exons.